Pseudonaja textilis is the source of this 2847-nucleotide messenger RNA. It is a transcript of the gene SHISA4, whose product is annotated as shisa family member 4. Lineage: Eukaryota; Metazoa; Chordata; Lepidosauria; Squamata; Elapidae. The record is from RefSeq and is a predicted model, not a curated record.
GGCGAUGGGGAGCUGGGCCCUGGCGUGGACGGUGCUUUGCAGCCUGGUCGCUGCAACCCUGGUCUCAGCUGAUGAAGACUGCAAGUGGUAUAUAGACAGAAAUGGCUCCUGGCACCGUGGCAUCGACUGCAACUUCCCUUCUUUCUGCUGUGGUGACUGCUACCAUCGCUUCUGCUGCUUUGAUAUCAGGAACCUUCUCACUGAACGGCAGCAAAAGCACUGCAUGGCCUUUGGCCCGAGGACCAUUGCUGGCAUUGCUUCAGCUGUGAUUCUCUUUGUGGCCAUUGUUGCCACCAUUGUCUGCUGCUUCCUGUGCUCCUGCUGCUACUUGUACCAGCGACGGCAUCACAUGCAGACUCCUUAUCAAGGUCAAGAGAUUCCACUUUCUGGUUAUCCUGAUCAGCCACCAGACCCUUAUCCUAUGGAUCCAAAAGCAGGGCCAGCAUUUCAUCCUGGAUAUGCCCCUGUGUUUCCCUACCCACCUACAGUUCCAGCACAGUAUCCUCUAUAUCCACCUGGGCCACCAUACUACAAUCCUUCAGCUCCUCCACCGUACAUCCCACCGCAACCAACACAGCCUAGCACUUGAGAAGAAUCUUGGAGGACUAAUCAAAAGAAGCCUUUCUCUAUGGGCCUGCUAACUCCCUUUUUACAGAACUUGUAGGGGGACUCCAACUGUCCUGAAACCCUAGCCUGUGUCAGUAUUUGCCAGUGUUUUUUAAAAAAUUAGUUUUCUGCAUGGUAGGAAGCAUUGUGACUUUUAAUUCUUUUCUCCACUCAACUCAGAUACUGAGAGAAUCACCUUGCCCUCCUCACUUAAUAUAUGGUUCAAGAAGUAGCUGAUGAUUACAAAUGCAAGUGCCCAAAGCUUGUGCAAGCACCAUACGUGUAAUUGGCAGAUUUUUCCUCUCUGAAACCAAACUUUUCAGAGGGAGUGGGUAGGCAGAUUGCCUCCAGGGGGUUGCAAAGAUCUAAGUGAAACUCUCUUUCCCUAAACUGCCAGGAGGAUCAAUUUUAGUUCCAUUCUUCAUAACUUCCAGGUGAUUUCCAGGAAGCCCUGAGGCCUAAGAUGGAUAUACAUAUAGAAGGUCUGAAGAUAUUUGGUGCUAGCGUAAGAUCCUUACGCUAAGUAGAUCUUGAUCAGAAUCUGGAGGAAAAACUGCUUGAAAGCCCAUAAAGGUUCCCAAAUAAAGGUGUAGGUGCAAUUAAUACAUAGGAAAAGCAGAUGAGCCCAGAAAGACUCUUUUAAAGAUGAGAUGAGGAAUAGACAAGAGAAGGCACACUGACUUUCAUGCUCCUUAGCACAGAAUGAUAAGAAGUCCAAUAUCUGAAGAUAUAGAGAUCAAACUGUGGGCAUUUCAUAUACAAGUGAAAAUACAUAUUUUCUAUGUUUUCCCAGGAAAAAAAUAGGUGACAAAAGAAAUUCUUUUCAAUUGAACAUAAUUUGGAUUUUCAGAGGGAUUUUUAAAAUGAUUUAUCUACUGGAUUGAAAUUUCUCUUGUGCAUUCCACGCCAAUCUAAUGAGAGUUAACUUUUCACCAUGAUAUUAUAAAUUUCAGUAUAAACUGCCCUCAGUAUUUGAAAAGGUAAAGUAAGCAUUUAAAUCAGAUUGUGAAUUCUUUACUAAUGGCAGAGGUAUCUUGUUGAGUUCACAUGUUAACUUCAUUAACAUGAAGUGCAAAUGUGAAAACAGGACAAUAUCAUUUAGGAUACUUGCUGUUUUUGUUUAUAGUCACUGCCCAAAGUAACUAUAAGAAUUUCUUUCAAAUCUUAUGUGUUUUCUCCCAUGGUGAGACCCCUUUCAUGUACAUAAAUUCAUGUUCUUUCAUAAUAUUCUAAUUCAGUCGAUUCUUUUCACUAAAACAGAUUAGUUAAGAUUAGCUAGCCCCUUUACUUAUCCUGAAUCCAAAUCUCAGAUUUGCCUCCAAUCAAUUAAUUGUACUCCUGAGGCAUGGGAAUGCCUAUUAAGAAAUGGGUGCCUAUUAUUUAUGCAGUAUAGCUUAUUUCUCCCGAAAGUCCUUGGUGUUUAUUGUGGCUCUAUCUGCAUUUUAUUAUGUGCAAAAUCUAAUAUUCUGCCACUGGAAUAUUGCAAAGAACACUGGAGUUCUCUGUUUUCUUCCUGACUAUGUCAGUCUGGCCAUUCUAGGGCGGUCUCAUAGAUUUCCAGAACAGAAAGUCAUUUAUGGUGUAGCUGCAGAAGAAUAGUUGCUGCUGCAGAAUAGUACGUUUUGCACAUUCCUGCUGCAUUCUUGCUGCAUGACCCAAUUCAUCAAUCUGCCACUACAUCUCAUUGUUCUUUCCGAACAUCAGCAAGAUUUAGUGGGAUAAGUUUGGACAGUCCCACCUAUUCCUCCCCACCUGCUGAAGGGAUAUUAACUUCGUACUUGCCAGUAUUGCAAAGGCUGUAUUAUUUGGAGCACAGAGAAGGCUGGAGAAGCAAGACAAAUGCAUGAUGCUUCAACCAGAGUAUAAAAACAAUUCCUGUGCAAGAAAAGGCCACCAUGUGCUAUGAUGCCCACUAACUUCAUGGCUUCCAGUAACUGGGAAAACAUGUUAGCCAAGUUGAAGAAGCCAUGCAUUGGCCAUAUGCCUUUGAUGUUGCACAGAGCUCUGCAAAAGCAAAGGGUUUAGCAAUGCUGAAGCAACACAUCCUCUCCUUGCAUUUGACCAUUUCUAAUUCCUGCAAGAAAUUUUUGGAGGAAGGAGUUAAUUGAGUCAGCCCUUUUGCUCAAACCACAUUCCCACUGUGUGGGAAUGGCCUGCUGAAUCGCGGCAGCAGUUGCACCGCUGUCUUCUUUUUCUAACCAGAAUGGCAAACGUUUGCUUUGCAAAAUGUUCGUUACAAUG